AUGGAAGUCAGUGCUAGUUUCUACGCCUCGUCCACUCAAGUUCGCGUUCAGGAAUAUGAAGAACUUCUCACUCGCGGGUGGAGGAGAUCCGGUACUCUCUAUUACAAGCAAAAUCUAGAGCGACUGGAAGCAGCUGAAUAUAAGCCAAGAAAAGACCAGAGAAAGGCUCUCAACCGCUGGAAUAGGUUUGUUCUGGGCCAGGAAUAUAUUCGGAAUGCGGCGAUGCUUUGUCCGAAGACAAGACAGGAAGCUAAGUCUCGCAAGAACACCUUCGAUCUUAGGCAAAGAGUGCAUGAAGCGGAAUAUAGUCAGCUCCCGCGCCCAAUUAACCCGAAAACGAAGCUGCCCAUUGAGCCGGCCCAUAAAUUUGAAGUGAAAAUAGAGGCCGACUCACUAUCACUGGAGAACUAUGAUCCGGAUUACGAGCAAUGGGAAUUUGGAAAGCUGAGUGCCAUGAGGGAGCUUGCAAUGGCCAUCGAGGAAGGUUAUAAGUAUUACUACAUGGGGUUUUACAUACACUCUUGCCCCAAAAUGUUGUACAAGGCGGCGUUUCGACCGCAAUUCUUACUAGAUCCGGAGACACUUCUAUGGAACCCAUUGGAAUGUUACACCAAGAAGUUAGCAAGACGAAGAUACGUCUCCCUUUCCGAGAGUCACGAUUCGGAUCCAGAAAAGGAAAACGACGACUUCGUCCUGCCCAACGAAAACGAGAUGUCUCUAUUCGACAUUCGCAUGCCAGGAGUCAUGACGCUAAAGCAGCUGGAGGCGACCGUCGAUCUCGAUCACUGGCGCCUUCUCGUUCGCGGUACCUUGGUAGAUAUGGAUAAUUUAGUUGACUGGGACAUCUCGAAUAUCAAAGAACCUCAUUCCAUAAAAGGCAUUGUCGCCGAGCUGGCUGCUGCUCUGGGCCCAAAGGUUGUCCAGAAUUCCGCCGUCGUCUUGUUUCCCUCGUGA
Molecule: messenger RNA, 954 nt
Organism: Ophidiomyces ophidiicola
Lineage: Eukaryota; Fungi; Ascomycota; Eurotiomycetes; Onygenales; Onygenaceae
Gene: ATE1
Product: Arginyl-tRNA--protein transferase 1
Exons: 9
Coding region: 1-954 (317 amino acids)
Biological process (GO): protein arginylation
Cellular component (GO): cytoplasm
Molecular function (GO): arginyl-tRNA--protein transferase activity
Source: RefSeq, a predicted model, not a curated record